CAUUGCCUUUGGUAGGCGCCAAUUAGUAUCAGACGAGGGGGAAGUGCGAGGGUCCACCGCUUCCUCCUCGCCCUCUCCGCACCAACCCUAAUUCGUAUUCCCCUUCUCGUCGUCGAUGUUCCUCCGGCGCAAUCUGUGGCGGAGCGGCCUCCGAUCGGAGGUGCAGCUCCGCGAGCUUCUCCGCCGCGGCCUCUCCUCCGCGUCGCCGUCGCUGCCCCCCUUCGACCACCAGCCGCGGCCGUACAAGGGGAUGCUGGCCGAUGAGGUCCUCGAGAAGCGGAAGAAGUUUCUUGGACCAUCGCUGUUCUAUUACUACCAGAAGCCACUGAAUAUUGUGGAAGGGAAAAUGCAGUAUCUUUAUGACGAGACCGGAAAACGUUAUCUUGAUGCCUUCGCCGGCAUAGUCACGGUAUCUUGCGGGCAUUGUCAUCCUGAUGUGGUGAACGCGGUGGUGGAGCAGUCACAGUUACUCCAGCACACCACCACCAUUUAUUUGCAUCAUGUCAUUGUUGAGUUUGCUGAAGCUCUAGCUUCGAAAAUGCCAGGCAACCUUAAGGUUGUGUAUUUCGUCAAUUCAGGGACUGAAGCAAAUGAAUUAGCAAUGUUGAUGGCUCGAAUGUAUACUGGGAAUCUAGGCAUGAUUGCCUUGAGAAAUGCAUACCAUGGUGGAAGUGCUGGUACAAUAGGACUGACAGCUUUACAUACUUGGAAAUACCCAAUUCCUCAGGGUGAGAUUCAUCAUGUUAUGAACCCUGACCCUUAUCGAGGAGCAUUUGGCUCUGAUGCAGCUCGUUAUGCAAAAGAAGUCGAAGACCAUAUUAACUAUGGUACUUCUGGAAAUGUCGCAGGCUUUAUUGCAGAAACUUUUCAGGGAGUUGGAGGUGCUGUUGAAUUGGCACCAGGGUACCUAAAGUUGGUAUAUGAUAUCGUUCGGAAGUCUGGUGGAGUCUGCAUAGCAGAUGAGGUUCAGAGCGGAUUUGGCAGGACAGGAAGCCAUUAUUGGGGAUUUGAGACACAGGGUGUCAUUCCCGACAUUGUCACAAUGGCAAAGGGUAUUGGCAAUGGCCUACCACUAGGAGCAGUUGUCACAACUCCUGAAAUAGCAAGUGUGAUGUCCAAAAGAAUCCAAUUCAACACUUUUGGCGGAAAUCCGGUAUGUUCUGCUGGUGGACUAGCUGUGCUCAAGGUUCUGGACAAGGAAAAGCGUCAAGCACAUUGCGCCGAUGUUGGUUUCCAAUUGAUAGAUCGGCUGAGAACCCUUCAGCAAAAGCAUGACAUCAUUGGAGAUGUCAGAGGCAGGGGAUUGAUGUUGGGAGUAGAACUUGUAUCCGACAAGGACAAGACACCUGCCAAGGCAGAGGCAGCAGUCUUGUUUGAGAAGCUUAAGGAUCUGGGAGUUCUGGUUGGGAAAGGAGGUCUUCAUGGUAAUGUUUUUAGAAUAAAGCCGCCGAUGUGCUUCACCAAACAGGAUGCAGAUUUCUUGGUCGACGCACUUGACUAUGCCAUUUCGCGCUUGUGAAGCCUGUCGAUUUGAUCAGGAAGGCAAAUUAAUGGGCUUCCAUUGCUCAGCAACAAAUCUGGUAAAUCACUUGAGACACUUCCUAGUGGUUGACGCUAAUGUAGCUUCUUCUCCAAAUUGAGGAGAAAAAAGAAAGCUGAGCAAAUGUCAUUCGAGCUUGUCAAAAAAAUUGUCUCAAUUAGGACAUGUUCUUGUUCAAUUAUUUUCUCUGUUUUCACCUUCUGCAAGUUUGUUUUUUGGGGGGGGACAAAAGGUAAGUGGAGAAAGCCAAAUUUGUUCCCCGAAUCUUGUGAUAAACAAUUAAAAUCUUUCAGUUAAAUUAGCUGAUAUUUUUCA
Messenger RNA from Musa acuminata AAA Group (dessert banana), 1855 nucleotides. RefSeq names its product alanine--glyoxylate aminotransferase 2 homolog 1, mitochondrial. The record is from RefSeq and is a predicted model, not a curated record. Gene Ontology annotation, biological process: glyoxylate catabolic process. Gene Ontology annotation, molecular function: L-alanine:glyoxylate transaminase activity; pyridoxal phosphate binding. Lineage: Eukaryota; Viridiplantae; Streptophyta; Magnoliopsida; Zingiberales; Musaceae. Gene Ontology annotation, cellular component: mitochondrion. The transcript has 9 exons. The coding region runs from base 116 to 1519 and encodes 467 amino acids.